CGCCUCCCUUCUUCUUCGCGUCUUCCGCCCUCUUCGCGUCCAAGCAGAAUCAAAAUGUCGGCCGCAAGGUUACUCGCGCGUUGGUCCGUGAGAGCUUCUUCGUUUCCCUGGCGCUUGGUGGGCCUCCGCCGACCCGCUCUGGUGCCCGCGCCGAGCCGCAGCAUGGCGGCUGGAGGAAUCCCCACGGACGAGGAGCAAGCCACUGGCCUGGAGAAGAUCAUCAUGAACGCCAUGAAGGAAGGCUCGGAUCCGUACAGCAUGUUGAAGCCCAAAGAGUACGCCGGUUCCAAAGCGGAUCCUCACCUGGUGCCCUCCAUCACCGACAAGAGGAUCGUGGGAUGCGUGUGCGAGGAGGACAACACGGCUGUGGUUUGGUUUUGGCUCCACCAAGGCGAGGCCCAGCGCUGCCCUUCGUGCGGCUCCCACUACAAACUGGUGGCCCACCAGCUCCCCCACUAGGACGGGACCCGCUCGCUGGACGUUGUGGCAAAGGCUUCUUCCUUCCUUCCCUCCCUCCUUGCCGACAUUCAAAUAAAAAGGCCCCUGUGUGGAACGUUU
Syngnathus acus (greater pipefish) is the source of this 558-nucleotide messenger RNA. RefSeq lists its product as uncharacterized. Gene Ontology annotation, biological process: mitochondrial electron transport, cytochrome c to oxygen. Gene Ontology annotation, cellular component: mitochondrial envelope. The transcript is spliced from 4 exons. Lineage: Eukaryota; Metazoa; Chordata; Actinopteri; Syngnathiformes; Syngnathidae. The record is from RefSeq and is a predicted model, not a curated record. Bases 55 to 459 code for a protein of 134 amino acids.